Messenger RNA from Erigeron canadensis, 963 nucleotides. Its product is annotated as 26S proteasome non-ATPase regulatory subunit 10. The record is from RefSeq and is a predicted model, not a curated record. Lineage: Eukaryota; Viridiplantae; Streptophyta; Magnoliopsida; Asterales; Asteraceae. The transcript has 5 exons. Gene Ontology annotation, cellular component: cytoplasm; nucleus. The coding region runs from base 81 to 809 and encodes 242 amino acids. Gene Ontology annotation, molecular function: protein binding.
UAAACUACAAAUCGACCCUUUUCUUUUUGUCCAAGCCAAACAGACACACUGACUAAAACCGCACCGAUUACGACACAAAAAUGGAAAUUGAUCCACCGAAGUCAGAAACUGUAAUGAUUAACGACGACGAUCUUUUCAAGUCUGCUGAAAACGGCAACGUUUCUCUUUUCGAAAGCUUAACUCCGCCGCAGCUCCACCGUGCUCUCACUCUCCGUAACGAUGACGGCCGCUCGCUUCUUCAUGUCGCCGUUUCUUCCGGCCGCAUAGAGGUGGUGAAGAUACUUUCAAGUUAUGAUCAAUCAGUUAGUAGCAUUAAUGAUGCCGAUGAGGGAGGUUGGGCGCCGCUGCACUCUGCGGCGAGCAGUGGAAACCUGGAUAUCGUCAAGGUUUUACUAGACAAAGGAGCUGAUGUAAAUUUGAAAAAUGAAGGCGGCCGAAUUGCACUUCACUAUGCUGCCAGCAAGGGUUUGGUCAAAGUUGCUGAACUUCUGCUUUCUAAUGGUGCAAAUAUCAAUUCAAAGGACAAGGUUGGAUGCACCCCGUUGCACCGUGCAGCAAGCACGGGGAAGUAUGAGAUGUGUGAACUUUUGAUUGAGGAAGGUGCAGAUAUUGAUGUUGUGGAUAGAGCUGGACAAACUCCUAUUAUGAGUGCCGUAAUAUGCUACAACAAAGAGGUGGCUCUUUUACUGAUCAGACAUGGGGCAGAUGUUGACAUUGAAGAUAAGGAAGGAUACACUGUGCUUGGUAGAGCAUCGGAUGAGAUAAGACCACUACUAAUAGAUUGUGCCAAGGCCAUGCUUGAAGGAUGAAAAGAGGAACUAUGAAUGCUCUAGUGGUAAGGCACUUCACAUGGUAUCUCUGUUUAUGGUUAGGUACUGUUUUGAUUAAACAUUGGAAUUUUAUGUGUUUUUAACUUUUGAGUUCUCGGCUGGUAUAAAAAAUAUCCAAGUUGAAAUUUUAAAA